Molecule: messenger RNA, 681 nt
Organism: Arctia plantaginis
Lineage: Eukaryota; Metazoa; Arthropoda; Insecta; Lepidoptera; Erebidae
Source: the annotation of a GenBank genome assembly
AUGAAUGUGUCAGCAGAUAAAGAUGAUCCGGAGGUAGCUCUCCAGACGCAAAGUACUUCAAGACUCCAGCCAAGGGCUGGUCGUCCGAAGAAGUCGUUUGCUACCAAGUUAUGGGACUUGUUGCAGCCCCUUGCGAGGUUAUGGGGUCUUAUUACGGCGAUCGUGAUGAGCGGCGCUGGAACAGAGUUACUUGUAUUGGGCUAUGAAAUAGCACCAGGAUUGCUGGCAGGUGCAGCUUUCGUCCUAAUCCUGGAGACGAUGUGGGUGGUAGCUCUGUUCGUUGACCUGCUAUGCCGUCGUGGAGAAUACACAAUAUCACUCCGAUGUUGGGACUACAUGCGAUGGUCGUGCGGCAGGGCGCGCGCACCUUUCUACGCCUGUGUAGCGACUGCUCUGCUCUUUGCCAAUCUUUCUUUGCUGGCAACAAUCUCAGGUGGAAUGCUACUAGUCUUGGCAGCACUUCGAGCAGCGGUACCAUUUUCACCGUACGCCACUCAUGGCCCCCAUUCUCCAAGGGCUGGAAGCUCCCUGCUUAGCCAGCACGACUCUCCAUUACCAGACGUGUUCUACAAUGCAGGACACACUGAAGAUGACCGGUCUGAAGAGAUGACAGUUCUGGAUAUUAAAACAACUGAAAGAUCUCGCUCCGUCACUCCAAAGCCGCGUCUUCUUGAACUUUGA